This is a messenger RNA of Osmia bicornis bicornis, 11782 nucleotides long. It is a transcript of the gene Ephrin, whose product is annotated as ephrin-B2. Bases 1267 to 2295 code for a protein of 342 amino acids. Gene Ontology annotation, biological process: ephrin receptor signaling pathway; axon guidance. Gene Ontology annotation, molecular function: ephrin receptor binding. NCBI's taxonomy places the organism in Eukaryota, Metazoa, Arthropoda, Insecta, Hymenoptera, Megachilidae. Gene Ontology annotation, cellular component: plasma membrane. The transcript has 5 exons. The record is from RefSeq and is a predicted model, not a curated record.
CACCGAGUAGGAAGGUAGUGUUCUCUGCGUUCACGGAGCUCGUCUCGACGUAGCUCGUGUACUCGACGAUCAUCCUCGUCGUAGUUUCUUAACACGGAUAACGCGGCAUCGACACGCGACCAGAAGAAGGAACGAUAGUUUUUCCUCUUGUUAUACCGAUUCGAACCUUCGCCGUGGAGAUUCUUACGCGUGGUGGACAGUGAGAAAGCGUCGCUCCGUUUGGCUGGCUAAGCGACCCGUGCGAAUCGCAAGUGCGUGAGAAAGUACGGGGGUGUGCUCCAGGCGAGAAGGAUACCGCUCUGUUUCGCUAGCUUUCUUGUGCCUCGUCCUGUGAGAUUCCUCGCUGCGAUCCCGAACGAUCUUAGUAUCUCCUUACAAGUUCCUGCUGGAACGUCAACAUCGCGUACGAGGACUGGUGCUCCGAAAUUCAGUGUCUCCGAGAAAUUUUCUUUAUAUUUUGUUUCGGUGGUGAGAAACGUUUCGUAGAAUUUGGUGAUAAAGAAAGUUCUUUCGACAUCGUAUCGUUUUCAAAGAUGGUUAGCAAGUUCACGGUUGUUCGAUGGUUCGCGUGAUCCCGUCGCCGAGCGUCGGAUACUGUUCUCGCUGCGAAACGCCAGCCACCGUUGAUCGGUGAAUUCGUCGCGAAAAAAUAAUCGUGUCUCCGAUGCGAACCUCUCGGAAAAUAUCUCUCGUCGAUGGUUUGUCGUCGCUGUGAUCGGAUCGCUGAAAAAUAUUUCACCAAUGAGAGGGCUAGCAAGGUGCACUCCAGGUGAGCGAAACACGGGGUGGACCCAUGGAACGCGUAGCUCGAUGGACGUGUAUGGAAACAGCAGAACACCGGAGAAUCGUCGUCGAUUCUAACCGAUCGCCGAUCAAUUCCAUCGAAGACAACGUAUCUUUCGUUUAAUCGUUCAGCUCGAAGACGCGAGCCGAUAGUGUACGGAAAGUGUGUUUACUUGGUGUACGGAAAACUUGAAGGAUAACAUUCGAGCGAAGAAAGAAAAUAGGAUACGCGGAAUCAUACGUUUGAUCAUCUGAAAGAGAAACAUAGAAAAAGAGAAAAUAGGAAUUAGAACAGGCGAUCUAAACACGGAGAAAGUGAAGCGUGGAUGUGGUGUGUGUGCAACGGUGGUGGAAGGUGGUUGUGGACGACAGCAACAAAGGUGCAGGUGUCGUCGUCGUUGUUGUUCUUGUUGUUGUUGCUUGUUGUAUCUCGGUGAACGGUGGUGACGCGGUGCGCGCUGCUCGUUCGUCCACGUAUUUACCAUGGUUUCCACGUCCUUUGUAACUCUGAUGUUCCUCGUCUGCUUGCAAACGGUUCUACUCUCGACUGUGAGCAAUUGCGCGAAGACGAUCAACAUGUAUUGGAACACCACCAAUUCCAUAUUUCGAAUAGACAACACGGAUCACAUAAUAGACGUGAACAAGAACAAUGCGGCGUUCGAGUACGAUCAAGUGAACAUAAUAUGUCCCGUGUACCAGCCUGGGACGUAUGACAAGGAGACGGAAAAGUACAUCGUUUACAACGUGUCCAAAGAAGAAUACGAAACAUGUCGGAUAACGAAUCCGAUUCCGCGAGUGAUAGCGGUCUGCGAUAAACCGUACAAGACAAUGUACAUCACGAUCACCUUCAGGCCGUUUACACCGCAGCCUGGAGGCCUAGAGUUCCUUCCAGGACACGAUUACUACUUCAUCAGCACAUCCUCCAAAGAGGACCUGCACUUGCGCGUCGGUGGACGAUGCGCCAGUGACAACAUGAAGGUUGUCUUCAAGGUGUGCUGUGGCAACGACGCUGACACCUCCUCCUCGUCCGCAACAUCCCGCAACAACUCCGUGACCGUGACAAGCAGCACCGUGCCAAGCAGCAGCUCGACCAGCACCGCAGUUUUGGGUGGAGGAAUCGCUGGACUACCACCCCCGCAACCACCGAGCGUCCUCCAGGGCGGAGAUCGAUUCUACCCAGGGGGCAGCAUUCAUCAUCAUCACGAUCAUCAUCAACCGGCCACGGCGGCGCCGACCCUGCCCCACGUGCCCCCUCCGGCCAUCUACCCCGUGCAUCCGCAUCAGCCUCCGAUUCACAAUGGACCGCCGUCCUCCUCGUCGCCCAAGACCUCGAUCGGCCAGAAGAAGAAGAACAAGGAAUAUUCGGACCACCCGAACGAAGUUGUGAAGAACGAAGAACUGACGUACAACGGGGCGAGUUCCAGCCGCGUUCACAAUUGUUACAGCCAACUGGUGGUUGUGUUGACGGCAAGCUUCCUGAUCAGCACGAUUCUGCCACAGUUAUUGCGGUGAAGCGACCACACUAUCGACGAGAACGUAUAUCCCAUACGUCGAAACCCCUUUUUCUGUGAUUAUCCUACGUUUAAUUAAUUUCUUGAGGCACGCGCGCCCUUUGCGCGGCCGCCCCUCGAUCGUGAAAAAUAAAACGCGCACGAUUUAUGGUCGGACUGCCUCGAGAGAAAGAGAUGAAGAAAAGGAUGGUUUUUUAGGGAAAGAACGAAAGAAUGGUGAAAAGAGAAAGAGAAAUGAAUAAAAGAAAGAAGAAAACACACAGAGGAACGUCAAGAGAAGAGAGACACGCACGACACACGAGCAGCAACGCCAUAUUAACUAUUCGAAAUGGAAGCACGAAGACGUAGGUAGUAAGAUUUACGAAGAAAGACGAAACGCUACUACUAGACACUAUUAUAGUAUGCCCACUAUUAUCACUACUAUAAAUGGUAGUCGUAUUGGUUGUCCUUCUUAUCAUUACGCUAAUUCUAGGUAUUUAUUCGAAAUACGAGCGAAGUCGUGAACAGCGUGUUAACUAUCCUCGAACGUGAUACACGCGAAGAUAAACAUCCGUCAGUGAAACGCGAAAAGACUUCUCCUCGAUGAUGAUUUUUAAGGAGAACCUUCAUUGUAUCACGCGAACCACUUCGAUGUUGAACGAACGGUCCUCUGUCACGAAUACAACGAUCUCUUUGCACGAAUCGCAAUUAAGAUCGUUAAAGGGUUAAAAAAAAAGAAAAUCGGUUGUUCGAAUCAGAUUCGUUAUUAGACACGAAAAGUCUCCGAUACGAAUUUGCUUACGAAUGUGCUUCACUUGGAAGCCUUUUUUUUUGUUACACUUUCAUUAUCGUGUCCGUGUCAUAAUUGAGGAUUAAUUAUUGACAGUAGCGCCGCUAGUCAAAUCGAGAUAACGACGAAUUACGAUUGUUUGAAAAAGUAGCGCCAUUAGUUGAAUCCAGAUUUAUCGAACGAUAUCUGACAGAACCAUUCGCCCCACCUCCGUGAAUCGCGAGCAGGAUAAUUAACAGGCGUGUAAAUAAAUUCCUAAUGAAUAUGUACAAGUGGCUCUUGCCUGGUGGCAAGGUUUAAGAGAGUGCCGUAAUACUAGGUAAAAAUCUUCUAUAUGCUAGACGGAAAGGAUGUGUGAGAGAGUGUGACGUGCGUGAGUGUGUUAACGAGAUGCGUGUACAACACUGAACACGAGGAUCGUCCAUUUGGAUAGUGAGUGUCAGAGAGAACUGUGCAAACGUGCGACGAGCUUUUUCAAGUUCCAGGCGACGGUUUUUCUGAACCGUGACACAUUUCACUUACCACGUGAAGUCUCGUCGACGAGUGAUUCCCUCGCUUCGAUCGAGUUUCCUUGGAAUGAAAAGCGAAAGCAUGAGAGACUGAUCGCUGAGCGAGAGAGAAGUAAGAUUUUUGUAUCAUAGUUGUACCAUACCGAACUCUAUCUAUAGAUCUGUAUUAUAUUUAUUAUCCGCUAUCAUUACGCUACGAAUAAUCACACUCGAUAUUCUCUAUAUUUACUAGUAAAAAAAAAAAAAAUAUCAAAUUUAAUAGCGAAUAAAUUUGCGUAUUCGGCGGGGUAAAAAAGAAAAAUGAAAGAGAAAGAAAACGACAACGUGCAAAAUGAAUUUCACCCUGUCACCAUCGGAUCCGUUCAUUCUGAUUUUCCGUUACUCUUUAAUUAUCCACGCGUUAUAUCGCCUCCGAGCGCGCACCGCGAUUCUAAAUCAAUUUGGCCGUGCGAUCGUCGAUUCCAUUGUAUCGUCACUUCGGUUCUCCCAUUGUCCUUUCGUUUUUGAUACUAUAUUUAUUGUACACCGCCGCGCAGACUUAGUUUCUAUACGCGUAUCGACGAACAUACGCGCAAUGCAGAUCGCAUUUAUUUGUAAAGCGUUACAGGAUUACAUGUAUACAUGCACACUGGCCACGAUCGUUACACGCGAUCCGUCGUGCGCCUCUUUCAAGCCCCGUUCCAAACUUAAGGAUCGUUGAUUUUAUGUGACGGCGAAUCGACGUUUGAUCCCGGCGAUCCAACGAUCACGCGAUCACCAUCACGAGUCCGGAAUCGCUACCGAAUACAAAUACUGCCAUAUUUACAGUUAACGUCGAUUAUUUCUGAUUUAAUCGAUCGAAACACGACGUCGUGCGACACACGCACCUGUCGUCCUCCGAAAUCGUCCUUUCACGGUACACUUCUUUUGCGUCGACGCCAUCUCGUUCGACGUCCGAUCAACGAGCACAGUAUCGUUACACAAUCGUUACCGGACUUCAUAUCGGCUCGUGAACGGCGAGAUACGGACGGGGCUUGAGGAUGGAUGAAAGAGGACGGAGGAAAUGACCGUUUCGCCGUUGGUCACGAAACAGAUACGACAACUAGAGUAACGAGCUAUUUGUAAAUAUAUACGAGUAUGCGAAGAGGAUAGAUUUAUCGCAUAAUGCCAGAGCGAACGAAUGCGUAUAAAUAGAAAUGAAAUGAAACCCCAAUUCCGAAUCGUAGGUAAUAAAAGAUGAAAUGUAUUCCGAAGGCUGCUCGAUAAAAACCGACUCGUUUUCGUCAUUGUUCAUUGAUGGUUUAUCGUCCUUAAUAUAAUACGCGACAACCAAUUUCAAAUAAUAAAAAAAAAAAAAUAUAUAUAUAUAUAUGAAAAGUCAAUGACCACGAUCAGCCGAGAGUGUUGAUGAAAACGGCGGAAACUAAAUGCGUGUAUAAUGUUAUCCAUUACAGUAUUGUAAGCCUAAGUAUUACAUGCCUCCGAUCCACGUCUGUUUGUCUGUCUGUCCGUUCGUCUGUCUACAAGUUUGUACUUUUACCCAUGUGUUUAACCGCAAUAGCCAGUUUGUAAUCGUAAGGGCCGAUCGAUGACGAAAGCAGUCACGAUACUCUCGUUUUUGUUUCACGAUUCAUAGCGAUUCUUCUUAUUCUAUAUUACGAAGUUUCAUUUAGUUUCUCUUCUAGUCGUUUUCGUUCACACGUGGAAUUGUUUGACCCUCGACAACCCGCAAAUCGACACCCAAUGACAAUCACCCGAAUAUUUGUAAAGAGAAAAAAAGAAAAAAAAAACAGAAAAAAAAUGAAUCGAGUCUGUCAACGUAGAUCCGUUGUUUAUAGCGAUCAAGAGACCUCUUAGAUCUUUAUUAUCCUCCACCGGUAGUUAUUCGCGCGACAUAUUGUACAAAAUGUUUUUUCAUACAACUUCGAAGUUCGGUUUGCGGGUCUGAGAGGGUGGUCACUUCGUAAAUGGGACGCAAUUGUACGAUGCGUUUACGUUAUCUCGAUCGUUCGUCGAUACAGAACAGAUUCGAAUCGUGAAUGUGUUGUCGGAAAGACUGCUGAUAUAUCGGUCGACUUGAUAGCGAAUUUAAUCAGAGCAAGCAAAUCAGCCCGUAACCGAUAACAUAAAUGCAAUAGCAAUGCAGAAAAGUUACAUAGAUCCAAUGUGAAUGGUACUUCAUUCUUACGGACGAUAGGUAAAUAACAGUAUAACAGUUAAUAUAGACUUCGAACUAUCGAUAGAAAAUAGACAAGGUCACUCACUGCAAAUUAUUUUUUAUUUUUUCUUUCCUUCUCUCUUCAUUUUCUUAUUUUAUUUUUUUUUCUUUUCGUUUUCGUUACAACCGAUUCCAAAGCACCGUAUCCUUAUCCGAUCACGAACACACGCGAAACGCUGCUCCUCGAGAGUUAUUUUUGUAACCGCAAACAGGGACACGCAUCGUCCAUUGAUAUUUAAAUGGAAAAAAAAAAGAAAGAUAUAUUGUGUAGAUACCAUACGAAAGAGAAUUAAAGAUACAGCGUUAUAAUUGUAAUUUGCCGAUAAAAGGAUCAAUUAUAUCUAGCGAGUUUCAAAUCGAUCUACAAAACGAGGCGCAGCUUUCGCGUUCAAUUAUCCCAAAGACAUCCGAAUACCUUCGCCCAACGAUUUUUCAUCGUUCGUUUUUUCGCUAUUUCAUUGUGUUAUCCUCUCGUGUGCGUGUUUAAGAACAAUGUCAAUGGUUAAUUAAUUCUCCUUGACGAACUCUACAGCACGUACUCUUGUUGAGUACGGAAAAAGGAAAACAGGACUUGUUCCUCUCUUCUCGAGACAGAGGGUUUAAGGAGUUUAAAGGAGAGAAGAAGAAAAACAGGAUCCAUUGAUUAUAUUUACCGCGUCGAAUCAACACCGCCGCGGAUUUAUAAAUGGGAUCGAGAUGAUUUCGUAGGUACGUCGUUGUAAAUAUAAAAAAAAAAAAAGGAUUACGAUCAAUAACGAUAACACGAUGAAAUUUAUAUUAAAUACAUAGCAAGUAACGAGGAUAGGUUUCUAAUAACAAUUUAUUAUAAAAUAAAAAAAAAAAAAUGAAUGUACGUUGAUGUCUAAGAUUUUUAACAAGAUGGAAAAAAAACACAAAGUGGUUAUUAUUAAAACUAUGAUUAUUACUCAUAAUCGAGAACACAAGUACUAAUUAAACGAGAGCGUUUCAAUGCAGAACCACACUUUUUAGCCAGGUCAUGAAUUCUCUCACGUUGCAUAUAUUAAUUUUGUAACAGGUACAAUUACAUGACACAAAUGAUCACGGUCACGGAAAGCAUAGGAAAGGCGCCGUGUUUAUAAUAAAACACCCCCUUUCUUUCAUACUCUUGGAUACCUUGUAUUUGCAUAGAAAUUAAACACGAAAAGUACCAAAAAUGACAUCAUAAUUUACUUUUAUCAUAAAUUAGGGGUUGGCAGACUAGGGUUCCUUUUCUGUUUUUAAAAAAAUAUUUAAAUAGUGAGACAGAAUUAACACGAAGAAGAACCUAGUUGGUAGCUUUAUCCUUACCAAAAUGGCAGCUGAAGUAACGAACCGGAAGUGAUAACAGCAAGAAUCGUGAUUCUACGAAUUAUCAAUAAGUACAGAAUAAUUUCAAUUUUUCAAUUUCUUGAUUAACAAAAUUUGAUAGCUCGAAAAAGAUAUGUUUCUUUAUCCUUACCAAAAUGGCAGCUGAAGUAACGAACCGGAAGUGGUACCAGCAAGAAUCGUGGUUCUACGAAUUAUCAAUAGGUACAGAAUAAUUUCAAUUUUUCAAUUUCUUGAUUAACUUGAUAGUUCGAAAAAGAUAAAUUUCUUUAUCCUUACCAAAAUGGCAGCUGAAGUAACGAACCGGAAGUGGUACCAGCAAGAAUCGUGGUUCUACGAAUUAUCAAUAAGUACAGAAUAAUUUCAAUUUUUCAAAUUCUUGAUUAACAAAAUUUGAUAGCUCGAUAAAGAUAAUUUUCUCAACCCCUGGUGAUCAGAAUUUUCAUUUUCACAUAAACAUAGCGUGAUCCACGUAUGGUAUCCGUGAACGUGAUCCCUAUAGAUUGCGUGUGCUCACCAAGUAUGCACGUUCAGUACAGUACAGUCGUUCAUUAAAAAGCAUUAAAAAUACAAUACAAAGUAGUGUAGUGUUCAUAAUGGUAGUCCACUUGUAGCGAAAUAGUAUUUAAAACAGUCCAAGCAGACAAAAAACCGGAAAAAAACACAUAAUCGACAAAAAAAAAAAGAAUGAAAUGAUAACAGGUAACCGUAACACAGUAAACGUGAAUCAACUUUCAUGAAGUACAUGCAAGACACGCACACUCAUCAUACACUCGAGCAGAUAUGCUCGCUCUCUCUCUCUAUCUCUCUCACACAUACAUACACAUACACAUGAUAUGUGGUACCGCGAAAAACGCGACUCUACGAGCAACAAAAAGGAAUAUGUAUUUAAAUGUACACACACAGAGGUAAAAGAAAAGGCGACGAAGUGGCGGGAUUUCGUCCACGCAAACGGAAAACGCACGUGCGUGAAUUCACUCGCAGGAAAAAUGUAAAAGACGAGAAAUCACGACGCCUGGACGGCAGAUUCGUCCGCGUCCCAUCAUUUAUAUAGCUAUUAUUGUAUUAUGUAUGUCGAUAUACGGUCACAUAUAUCGAUGGUAAACGAAAGUAACAGAAACGAAAUGGUAAAAAGAAAAGUAACUUGAAAAAAAAAAAAAAUGCCGAACAGGGAAACCGGGCGUCCCGUAUUUAUAUAUGCGUACAUAUUCAUACAUAUACACAUACACAUACACACAGACACAGACACGUACAGUACGUCGACGCCGAUGGACGUCGUUUCAUUUUGAAAGUACCUUGCGCGAGUCGUCUCGAAUCGUUUAGUACAAAAAAGAAAAGGAUAUUCUCUCGGUAAAACGAAAAUCAUGCGAUCCAAUGUUCCACACCAGGUUCAAACCAGGGUAUCGAGCACUCUAGUUCAUGUAUUCGAUGAGAAAUUAAUUCUUUGUUGUAUUUUUUAAUUUUAUAUUUAAUGUCAUCAACGUAAAUGGCCACGAACUGGAGGAUUCGAGAUGCUGGCUGGUGAAAUUUCAGAAAUCACUGUCAUCAUUUUUACGUUCAACUCGGACAGGCAUUAAUAAGUUCCUGGAAUUAAAUUGGUUGUAAAAGUAUGAGAUAAUGUUUAUCGUGCCUGUUCAAUCCGAAGAGAUUCCAGCCGCGUCACGAAUCCCUCCUGUUUGAUGGAUUUAAUCAUGACCGCGUGAUUUUGAAAAAUGAAAACGAAGAUACGCUUUAUUCCUCUGAUUUGUCAAGUUCUGUCGAUAUUAGGUAUACGUAUGGUUAUUUGGAAACGGUUGUUGACAUGAAAUGCAAGAGGAAGACGUUAGACCAGAUUGCCUUUUCUUUCUUUCGAUGUUGAAAUUUUAAAUAGAAUCUCGUAUCGUUUUCUAAGAUAGCUCGAACGAUUUUCAAAGAUUCUAUUGUACGUGUUCUUACAGGAAAAUAUCGUAUUGUAACGCACAAAACUUUGAUACGAAGAGAUCUUCUUCGGGAAAAAGUUCCUCUUGCGUCGCGUGAAAUACAAACGAAAUAUAAACGAAAACUGCCAUUUUCAAUUAUACUCGGAAAGAUUGAUGAUUAUCGUAGUGGUAACUUAUUCGUUGUUCUACCCUGCAUGUGAAAUGGAAAAAUUGGUAUGAAGUAAUGUGAGAGGUUUGCUGCCGAUAGCGGAUUUCCGGUUCGAUCGCAUCCUAGAAUUUCGUGAGUCUUUCGAUAAUGAUCCAAUUCCAUCAAUAACGAAAUGAUAAACUGCAUUCGCCGUAGUACAUACAUACUGCAAAGUACAUGAUAUCCAGCAGAUUUAAUCAAUUAAUAUUAAUUGAGAACGUUUGUGAAAUAUAUUAUUCAUUUCUAAAAAUUUACAUAGUUAAAUUCCAUCGUUUAUCUAAUCACGAUCGAGAGAUAAAAUCAUUUGAAAUUAUUAAAUGUUCGCUGAUCAUUGACAAUAAUAAUAAUUUCUGGAGUGAUACAUAUCAACAAUAUUUCACACUAUAAAUUGAACAGUUUUUGUAAUGAUCGUAUCACAAACUAGAUUUAACCCUUUCGGUACUAAGGGCGACUAUCAUCAUCCGAUUAAAAGCAUACAAUGGAAAUUUAUAGAAGGCAAUUAAAUAUAGAAAUAUCUAUAGUAAAAUAUAAAAUUAUUUCAUUAAGAUUGAAAGUUAAUCAAUGUAAUAUAUCAGGGGUAUGUAAAAAUUUCCAUUAUUUUAGAGGCAAUUUUCUUUAUUAAUAUUUUGCCAAAAACGUUCAAAAAAUUGAUAUUACGUGUCUCUUAAUCGUCAUCGCCAUAAUAAAGCAAAAUCCUAAGGAGAAGUUUUGUGUUGUACCCCUAAUAUAAGCGUGUCGACCAUACCGAAGGGGUUAAAAAAUGUUUCCUCUCGUCGGACAUCGUGUGCUUUACAAGAUCAAGUAUACAAUUGCAUGCAACUUAGACUUCUUUUAGUUAAAAAGAAAUUUAGGGAAAAGAGUAUCCUACCAGUUGCCUUAUGUUCAUCUUCCUAGGUUCCCCAAGGAUUUUUCCAAAACCGAAGGCAAACGGUGGGACGCUUCUCUCUCUACCUUUUUCCUUAACCAAAAGAAGUCUAUGUUGCCCUCAAACGUACAGAAUAUAAAAUCAGAAACCGCGACGAUAUGCAAGAUAGAAAAAAUCUCACAAUUCGCGAUGCCGAGAAGGAAGAUGAUUACGUUUCGAGCCGCGUAGCCCAAGCAACGGGAGACGCGACCAUGCCACUUGUUUCAAUCGAUUCGAUCCGAUUUAAAUUAAGCCUCCGUUCAGCUCGCCUAAGGCUUUUAGCCGUGUAUGCUUCACAGACAACGAAUCUUUCGACUUGCCAAAAACGACUCGCGGCUUACGUUAUUGUUUUGCGAUUGUUUAAGGGCAAAACUGUCGUCACGUAGGGCAGGACUUACGGGAAUGAAAAAUGAAGAAAAGAAAUGCGCUUAAACGAAUCGUUUCUCGUUUCAUUUUCAAAGGUUGUUAUUUAGGGCUACAUUCGAAUCGAAAUCAUUGAACGCAACAGCGACGAGAUAUAUUUUGCGGUGCAAAAUUUUGCUAACAGAAAAAAAGAAAAACGUAAGUUCCUCUGUAAGACGUUAUUCGGGGUUACAUUGCAAUUUGGAGUUUAAGUGUUUGCACGAUUGCAGGUCAUGUUAUAUAGAGAAAGAAAAAAGAAAAAAAAAAAUGGUGUAAAGAAGUAUUAUGUGUGCUUGUAAGUGUGCUGUAUGAUGAUUUUCGACGUUGCGAUAUAUUUGUUUGCGAUCACGUUGAUAAGUCUUCUCUUACACACGUUUUAAUGCACGUUGUGCUUGGACCCGCAAUGAAAUACACCCCGAGUGUGUUUCUUCCUUAAUAAGGCACUUCUUGGCUGAGAUACAACGACAAGCUGGUCUAGUUUUCCCAUGUUUAGAAUUAAGUUUCGAGUAUUAGCGCUGAAUCGGUGCCAUUUUUGUGCCAUCGCUUUCCUUCCUUUGCAAACGGCUUAAUUAGCAUGGAUAUCAAGAUAAUCCGUUGAUAGAAUCUGAUUUGAAGUAACGAUUCGAAAGGAACUAAACGAAGAAAGAACGAAAAGAAAAUUGGAAUUCAAUGAAAUAAAAAUGAUGCCUAAUUUGAAACGGAACUGUGUUAGGUAAAAUUGAAAAUACAGUCAACGAAUUGAUCGGGCUAAUAGCACUGUUGCUUCAAUUAUCAAUCACACUCCUCAUGGUCCUAAGAUCGGAGAACGAAAAGAAAGUAACACGAGACGAAGCACGUGAAAGACACGUAUUGAAAGACCUAGUUUGUCGCACUCGUUUAAAAAAAUCUUACUCACAAGAAUUGCACACAAGAAGUAGCGUACAAUCGGUGUACACUCGUUUGUUGACGCGAAUAAAUAUGCGAAUUACAGAGUCGAUUUGAUUUGUAUAUGUACACGGUGAGCCCGAGGUUCGUGCGAGGGCAGCUGCGUUUACGCGGAAACGAGACCAUAGAUCUAUGGAUCUUAUUGCUUUGUUUUCAGCGGCGCUAAAUCGAUCAACGAUUAGGCCACUUUCAUUUCUCGUAAACGCUAAUGUUCUUCGCGGCGAUUAUUGUUAUUAUACGAACGAACUCAAGACGGCAUGGUAUACAAGACUAAGAACAAGACCUAAAAUGGGGACAUAAUAUUUUAUAACUCAACUUUUGUACAGAAUAAAUAAAUACUUGUACUGUGGA